GGUGACAGUCGCCAUUUUAUUUUGAAAAUCAAACUGAACUGGAGGCACAGCGACCCUUCCAUUUCGUCAAGUUUGUUGUGCGAAACAAGAAGGGAUGAAAACCUGAAUCACUUUCUUGGGAGCACGAUGCUGAACUUGAUUUUAAACUGAAGAACUCUACUUAGCACCGGGACCCACUGAUCGGAAAACUUAUUUGGAAGCCAACAUUUUUUUUACACCUUGGGGGGGAGCAGAAUUAACCUAUCACUGAAGGGACUAAAGGGGAAUAAUGGUGAUUUUGCGCCGUGCUCGGCCGCCUGCUUCCGCCCCAACUAGCAAUGAAUCUUGAUUCGCUUUCGCUGGCUUUGUCUCAAAUCAGCUAUCUCGUGGACAAUUUAACAAAGAAAAACUACCGAGCCAGCCAGCAAGAAAUACAGCAUAUUGUAAAUCGUCACGGCCCUGAGGCAGACAGGCAUUUACUACGCUGUCUCUUCUCUCAUGUGGAUUUCAGUGGUGAUGGUAAAAGCAGUGGCAAGGACUUUCACCAGACACAGUUUCUGAUCCAGGAGUGUGUGUCGCUGAUAUCCAAGCCAAACUUUAUCGCUACUCUGUGUUACGCCGUUGACAAUCCCCUGCACUACCAGAAGAGUUUGAAGCCAUCGGCCCAUUUAUUCACUCAACUGAGUAAAGUUCUUAAGCUCAGCAAAGUCCAAGAGGUGAUAUUUGGACUUGCUUUGCUCAACUCCAGCAACGCAGACCUUCGUGGUUUUGCUGCGCAGUUCAUCAAGCAGAAACUUCCGGACCUCCUGCGGUCAUACGUUGACGCGGAUCUUGGAGGAAACCAGGAAGGUGGCUUCCAAGACAUUGCCAUAGAGGUCUUGCAAUUACUGCUCUCCCAUCUACUCUUUGGCCAGAAGGGAGCCAGUGGGGUAGGGCAAGAGCAGAUUGACGCCUUCCUCAAGACACUUUGCCGAGAUUUCCCCCAGGAGCGCUGCCCUGUGGUGCUCGCACCACUGCUGUACCCUGAAAAACGGGACAUUCUCAUGGACAGGAUCCUGCCGGACUCGGGAGAGUUAGCUAAGACCAUGAUGGAGAGUUCUCUUGCAGAAUUCAUGCAAGAAGUUGGCUAUGGCUUCUGUGCUAGUCUGGAUGAGUGCAGAAACAUAAUCCUCCAGUAUGGGGUGAGAGAGGUGACCGCCAGCCAGGUAGCCAGGGUCCUGGGCAUGAUGGCUCGCACCCACUCUGGCCUAACCGAUGGCAUCCCGCUACAGUCCAUCUCUGCUCCAGGAAGUGGGAUCUGGAGCGACGGUAAGGACAAGAACGACGGCUCGCAGGCUCACACGUGGAAUGUCGAGGUUCUCAUCGACGUCGUGAAAGAAGUGAAUCCCAACCUGAACUUCAAAGAGGUGACGUACGAGCUGGACCAUGCGGGCUUUAUAAUCCGGGACAGCAAAGGCCUGCACAUCGUCGUGUAUGGCAUUCAGAGGGGUUUGGGCAUGGAGGUCUUUCCCGUCGAUCUCAUCUAUCGGCCAUGGAAACACGCUGAAGGACAGCUGUCGUUCAUUCAGCACUCCCUGAUGGGCCCAGAAGUGUUCUCCUUUGCAGACUACCCUUGCCACACUGUGGCCAUUGACAUCCUUAAGGCUCCACCUGAGGAUGACAACAGGGAGAUUGCCACCUGGAAAAGUCUGGACCUGGUGGAGAGUUUGCUUCGGCUAUCUGAGGUGGGACAGUAUGAGCAGGUGAAGCAGCUGUUCAGCUUCCCAAUCAAGCACUGUCCAGACAUGUUGGUGCUGGCAUUGCUGCAGAUCUCCACCUCCUGGCACACACUGCGCCAUGAGCUCAUCUCUACCCUAAUGCCCAUCUUUCUGGGUAACCACCCGAACUCUGCCAUCAUCCUGCACUACGCCUGGCAUGGACAGGGACAGUCUCCCUCCAUCCGUCAGCUGAUAAUGCAUUCAAUGGCCGAGUGGUACAUGAGAGGGGAGCAGUAUGACCAGGCCAAGCUGUCUCGCAUCCUCGAUGUGGCCCAGGACUUGAAGUCUCUAUCGAUGUUGCUGAAUGGAACUCCAUUUGCUUUUGUUAUUGACCUCGCUGCACUUGCCUCUCGCCGUGAAUACCUCAAACUUGAUAAAUGGCUGACUGACAAAAUCAGAGAGCACGGGGAGCCUUUCAUCCAGGCGUGUGUGACAUUCCUGAAGAGGCGCUGCCCAUCCAUCAUGGGGGGUCUGGCCCCAGACAAGGACCAGCCCAAAAGCGCCCAGCUGCCCCCGGAGACCUUAGCCACCAUGCUGGCCUGCCUGCAGUCCUGUGCUGGCAACGUCUCCCAGGAGCUGUCAGAGACGAUCCUGACCAUGGUUGCCAACUGCAGCAAUGUAAUGAAUAAAGCCCGACAACCACCACCAGGGGUAAUGCCAAAGGGACGUGCCCCCAGCACCAGCAGCCUGGAUGCCAUCUCUCCUGUACAGAUGGACUCCCUGUCCGGCAUGGGUUCCUUGAACCUGGGGGGCACAGCUCCCUCCCACACUCAAAGCAUGCAGGGUUUCCCAACCUCACUGAGUUCAGCUUUCAGUAACCCUCAGUCCCCAGCAAAGGCCUUCCCACCACUCACCAACCCAAACCCCAGCACACCGUUUGGGGGCAUUGGCAGCCUCUCCUCGCAGCUCCCUGGUAUGGACUCUGGUCCCUUGGGCACAGGCAUCGGCUCUGGUAUUGGCUCUGGUAUUGGCUCUGGUAUUGGCUCUGGUAUUGGCUCUGGUAUUGGCUCUGGUAUUGGCUCUGGUAUUGGCUCUGGUAUUGGCUCUGGUAUUGGCUCUGGCAUCGGCUCUGGUAUCGGCUCUGGCAUCGGCUCUGGCAUCGGCUCUGGCAUCGGCUCUGGCAUCGGCUCUAGUCUGGGGAUGCCAACUGUCAACACGGACCCCUUUGGCACCAGGAAGAUGAGCACACCAGGCCUGAACCCACCCACCUUUCAACAGACUGACCUUUCUCAGGUGUGGCCCGAGGCAAACCAGCACUUUAGUAAGGAGAUAGAUGAUGAGGCAAACAGUUACUUCCAACGCAUCUACAACCACCCACCUCACCCCACCAUGUCUGUGGAUGAAGUGCUGGAGAUGCUGCAGAGGUUCAAGGAUUCGACCAUCAAGCGGGAGCGCGAGGUGUUCAAUUGCAUGCUGCGCAACUUGUUUGAGGAAUACCGAUUCUUCCCCCAAUACCCAGACAAGGAGCUGCACAUCACGGCCUGCCUCUUUGGUGGCAUUAUCGAGAAGGGUCUCGUCACCUACAUGGCCCUGGGCUUGGCCCUCCGAUAUGUUCUGGAAGCCUUAAGAAAACCCUAUGGAUCCAAAAUGUAUUACUUUGGAAUUGCUGCCCUAGAUAGGUUUAAAAACAGACUAAAGGACUAUCCUCAGUAUUGUCAACACCUGGCUUCGAUUGCCCACUUCUUGCAAUUCCCCCACCAUUUACAAGAGUGUGUGCAGUAUAUCGAGUAUGGCCAACAGUCACGGGACCCUCCGGUGAAGAUGCAAGGCUCCAUCACCACCCCUGGCAGUCUGGCACUGGCACAAGUCCAGGCCCAGUCGCAGCAACCUGGUGUCCCCAAGGCCCCACAGCCAGGUCAGCCAAGCACUCUAGUCACCACCACGACGACAACGACCACGGUGGCCAAGACGCCUACCAUCACAAGACCAACACCCAGCACCUUCAAGAAGGAUGUGCCUCCCUCCAUAAACACAACCAACAUUGACACCCUGCUGGUGGCCACUGACCAAACAGAAAGGAUUGUAGAGCCUCCAGAAAAUGUCCAGGAGAAGAUCGCUUUCAUCUUCAACAACCUUUCCCAGUCCAACAUGACACAGAAGGUUGAGGAGUUGAAAGAGACUGUGAAGGAUGAGUUCAUGCCCUGGGUGUCUCAGUACCUGGUGAUGAAGCGUGUCAGCAUUGAGCCCAACUUUCACGGUCUUUACUCCAACUUCCUGGACACGCUCAAGAACCCUGAGUUUGUGAAGAUGGUCCUCAAUGAGACUUACAGGAAUAUCAAGGUUCUGUUGACCUCUGACAAGGCAGCUGCCAACUUCUCUGAUCGCUCCCUGCUGAAGAACCUGGGCCACUGGUUGGGCAUGAUUACACUGGCCAAAAACAAGCCUAUCCUCUACACGGACCUGGAAGUCAAGUCUCUGCUACUGGAAGCCUACAUGAAAGGCCAGCAGGAGCUACUGUAUGUAGUUCCCUUUGUGGCCAAAGUUUUGGAGUCCAGUCUACGAAGCAUGGUCUUCAGGCCCCAGAACCCCUGGACCAUGGCCAUCAUGAAUGUUCUCGCUGAGCUGCAUCAAGAACAUGACCUCAAGCUCAACCUAAAGUUUGAGAUUGAAGUUCUGUGUAAGAACUUGUCUUUGGACAUCAAUGACCUCAAGCCGGGGACCUUGCUGAAGGACAAAGAGAAGCUUCAGAGCCUGGAGGAGCAGCUGUCUGCACCAAAGAAGGAGGCAAAGCCUCCAGAGGAGAUGCUGCCAGUUGUCAGCACGGGAGACUUUGUUCCGUUUGCAGCCCCUCCCUCAACCCCUGCUGCCACCACCACCGCUUGCACAACCACCGGGCCCCCGACCCCCCAGUUCAGUUACCACGACAUCAACGUGUAUGCCUUGGCAGGCCUGGCUCCACACAUCAAUAUAAAUGUCAACAUCCCGCUGCUGCAGGCCCAUCCCCAGUUGAAGCAGUGCGUUCGGCAGUCGGUAGAGCGAGCUGUUCAGGAGCUGGUGCACCCUGUGGUGGACCGCUCUAUCAAAAUCGCCAUGACAACCUGUGAGCAGAUCAUCAGGAAGGACUUUGCCCUGGAUUCGGAGGAGUCCCGCAUGCGUGUGGCUGCCCACCACAUGAUGAGAAACCUGACCGCUGGCAUGGCCAUGAUUACCUGCCGCGAGCCCUUGCUCAUGAGCAUCGCCACCAACCUUAAGAACAGCUUUGCUGCUGCACUGAGGGCACCAACACCCCAACAGAGGGAGAUGAUGGAAGAGGCUGCAGCCAGGAUUGCUCAAGACAACUGUGAACUGGCUUGUUGCUUCAUUCAGAAAACAGCGGUGGAGAAGGCUGGCCCUGAGAUGGACAAGAGACUAGCCACGGAGUUUGAGCUGAGGAAGCACGCCCGCCAAGAGGGACGUCGCUAUUGUGAUCCGGUUGUCCUGACUUACCAGGCUGAACGUAUGCCUGAGCAGAUCAGGCUCAAGGUCGGAGGAGUGGACCCGAAGCAACUUGCUGUGUAUGAGGAGUUUGCCAGGAACGUUCCAGGUUUCUUACCCAGCAAUGAUCUCUCCCAACCCACUGGCUUCUUGGCUCAGCCCAUGAAGCAGCAGGCAUGGGCCACAGAUGACGUGGCUCAGAUCUACGAUAAGUGCAUGGCAGACUUGGAGCAACACCUUCACGCCAUCCCUCCAGCCCUGGCCAUGAACCCCUUGACCCAGGCUCUGCGCAGCCUGCUGGAAGCCGUGGCCUUGGCGAGGAACUCCAGGGACGGCAUCGCCGCACUUGGCCUUCUGCAGAAGGCUGUGGAAGGUCUUCUGGAUGCUACUAGUGGUGCUGAUGCCGACUUGCUGCUCCGCUACAGGGAAUGCCACCUGCUGGUGCUCAAAGCCCUUCAGGAUGGACGUGCCUAUGGACCACAGUGGUGCAAUAAGCAGAUAACCAGGUGUCUGAUUGAAUGUCGUGAUGAGUACAAAUACAACGUAGAGGCAGUGGAGCUUCUGAUCAGGAACCAUCUGGUCAACAUGCAGCAGUAUGACCUGCACCUUGCACAGUCGAUGGAGAACGGACUGCACUACAUGGCAGUCGCUUUUGCCAUGCAGCUGGUGAAGCUGCUGCUGGUGGAUGAACGCAGCGUCAGCCAUGUCACAGAGGCCGAUCUCUUCCACACAAUCGAGACUCUGAUGAGAACCUGUGCACACUCCAGAGCCAACGCACCGGAGGGCCUUCCCCAGCUGAUGGAUGUUGUUCGCUCCAACUAUGAGGCCAUGAUUGACCGGGCCCACGGAGGACCCAACUUCAUGAUGCACUCUGGGAUUUCGCAGGCGUCAGAAUAUGACGACCCUCCAGGCCUGAGGGAGAAGGCCGAGUAUCUCCUGAGGGAGUGGGUCAACCUGUACCACUCGGCUGCUGCCGGCAGGGAUAGCACCAAAGCUUUCUCUGCCUUUGUCGGCCAGAUGCACCAGCAGGGCAUCCUGAAGACGGAUGACCUGAUCACGAGGUUCUUCCGGCUGUGCACAGAAAUGUGCGUGGAGAUAAGCUAUCGGGCUCAGGCCGAGCAGCAGCACAACCCAGCAGCCAGCGCAGCCAUCAUCAGAGCCAAGUGUUACCACAACCUGGAUGCCUUCGUUAGGCUCAUAGCGCUGCUGGUCAAACACUCUGGAGAGGCCACCAACACGGUGACAAAAGUCAACCUCCUCAACAAGGUGCUGGGUAUCGUAGUGGGGGUGCUGAUUCAGGACCAUGAUGUCCGUCAGACAGAAUUCCAGCAGCUGCCCUACCACCGCAUCUUCAUCAUGCUGCUGUUGGAGCUCAACGCUCCCGAACAUGUUCUGGAGACCAUCAACUUUCAGACGCUCACCGCCUUCUGCAAUACCUUCCACAUCCUGAGACCCACCAAAGCGCCCGGCUUUGUGUACGCCUGGCUGGAACUCAUCUCCCAUCGCAUCUUCAUCGCCAGGAUGCUAGCGCACACUCCGCAGCAGAAGGGUUGGCCCAUGUACGCACAGCUGCUGAUUGAUCUCUUCAAGUACCUGGCCCCAUUCCUGAGGAAUGUAGAGCUCAACAAACCUAUGCAAAUCCUCUACAAGGGCACGCUGCGGGUGCUCUUGGUCCUGCUGCAUGACUUCCCAGAGUUCCUGUGUGACUACCAUUACGGCUUCUGUGAUGUUAUCCCACCCAACUGCAUUCAGCUCCGCAACCUCAUCCUCAGUGCCUUUCCACGCAAUAUGAGGCUCCCUGAUCCUUUCACUCCCAAUCUCAAGGUGGACAUGCUGAGUGAGAUCAACAUCGCGCCCCGUAUCCUCACCAACUUCACAGGCGUGAUGCCUUCCCAGUUCAAGAAGGACCUGGACUCAUAUCUGAAGACUCGUUCACCAGUCACCUUCUUGUCUGAGCUGCGCAGCAACCUGCAGGUGUCUAACGAGCCAGGAAACCGCUACAACAUCCAGCUGAUCAAUGCUCUAGUGUUGUACGUAGGCACACAGGCAAUUGCUCACAUCCACAACAAGGGCAGCACCCCCUCCAUGAGCACGAUCACCCACUCUGCACACAUGGACAUCUUCCAGAACCUGGCCGUGGACCUGGACACCGAGGGGCGUUACCUGUUCUUGAACGCGAUCGCCAACCAGCUGCGCUACCCGAACAGCCACACUCACUACUUCAGCUGCACCAUGCUCUACCUGUUCGCCGAGGCCAACACCGAGGCCAUCCAAGAGCAGAUCACCAGGGUUCUGUUGGAGAGGCUGAUAGUGAACAGGCCCCACCCAUGGGGUCUCCUCAUCACCUUCAUCGAGCUGAUCAAGAAUCCUGCCUUCAAGUUCUGGAGCCACGACUUCGUGCACUGUGCUCCCGAGAUCGAGAAGCUGUUCCAGUCAGUGGCCCAGUGCUGCAUGGGACAGAAGCAGGCCCAGCAGGUGAUGGAGGGCACCGGUGCCAGCUAGCCGGUGCACCAGCCAGCUCGUAGCCCUCGGGAGAAGACGCCGCGGCCUUGACUCACUCCCCCACCACCACCACACCCUCAACUGUCGGCACUGGAUAAACUGGCAACCACAGUCAUUUGAAAUGUGGAUGAAAUGACUACUGCUCACGGAUCUAAGGAGUUAGAUUUUUGUUUAUCCCUCUGGGGCUGAAUUGAGAUGGAGAGAAUGGAUUGGGACAUGCUGUUUAAUAUACUUUUUUUUUUUUUUUUUUUUUUUUUUUUUUUUUUUUGUUGUUGCUUUGAUGUAAAUAUUGAAAAAAAGGGAGAACGGGCGAGUAGAUGUGUGGAGAGCAAUGCACAUGUCGAAUAAAAUGUAUCCUGACAUGUAAAAGACAUGAAAACAUAUUUUCACUCACUACCAAAGUCCUUGGUUUGCUUCCCUCCCACACAAACCUUUUUUCCUGACUUUUUUUUGUUGCUUUCAGAGGCUGAAUGGUAGAUGAUUGAAGAAAAAAAAAAAGAAGCUGCCUGCUACUUUCAUUUGAUUCCUUUUUAUCCCUGAGUGGGACAGGAAGAUGAAGUUUAGUCUCCCAGGUGGGGUGGGGUCGACUCCGGGUGUGUCGGUGGAGACGGUUUGCUGAUGGUUCGUCCACGGUAAACCGGCUCGAAGUCUCUCCCUGGCACUUGUAAAUUGUGCAAAGUGAUGGCGACAUUGUAUCUUGACGAUUUGUACAAAGAUCCAAAUUGAAGAACAACAAUAGAAGGACCAAUACAGCCCAUUUUGUAACAUUUUGAAUGUUUUGUAAAUGUAUUGGUCCAUGUGUUGUAUUUUGUAGUCCUUUCUAGUUUGCCUUUAGUUCUUGCUACUUAACUGCAGAAUGCGUACAUACAGGAAAUAAAGCAUUCAAACUGCAA
Molecule: messenger RNA, 8545 nt
Organism: Anarrhichthys ocellatus (wolf-eel)
Lineage: Eukaryota; Metazoa; Chordata; Actinopteri; Perciformes; Anarhichadidae
Gene: cnot1
Product: CCR4-NOT transcription complex, subunit 1
Exons: 49
Coding region: 318-7652 (2444 amino acids)
Biological process (GO): negative regulation of translation; nuclear-transcribed mRNA catabolic process, deadenylation-dependent decay
Cellular component (GO): P-body; CCR4-NOT core complex
Molecular function (GO): molecular adaptor activity
Source: RefSeq, a predicted model, not a curated record